UGUGUGUAGGACGGAAGGAACGAACUGAGCAAGGCGAAAACGUCACUGCAGGCUCUGAGGAAGCUUGCGCCACGCACCAGCCACUUUCGGCGGGCCUGCAUAGAUCCCCGUCGAAUCUCCGACCAUACUUCACUACGACUUCCUCGCGCUUGGAGAAUGUGGUUGCCGCAGUUGGAAACAAGCGGUCGCUCUUUCUAACCUGUCCACCAUUCCUUCCUAGCUCUCAACCACCAUGUCGCACAGCAAGCGCAACACCUCUCUAGCAUUUUUUACCUCCUACGAGCGCGCCUCGCUCAAGAACUCAUGGGGCACUCAAUCCACCCGCCUCACCCGAGACUCCUUUCUCCCUUUUGGCUCCUGCCAACUAUGUCUCCUCCCUGCCGAUGACCCCGUCUGCUGUCCUUCCGGUGACCUCUUCUGCCGAGAAUGCGCCAUGACCAAUCUCCUCGCGCAACGGAAGGAAAUCAAACGGCUAGAAAAGUUGGAAGAACGGAGGAAAGAGGAUGAGGAAGACCAAAAUGCACGGGAAGAUGACGAGGCGAGACAGCGGGCCGUGGAAGAGUUUGAGGCUGUCCAGAUGGGAUUGGAAGCAAAGAUUGGCGCCGGAGGCAAGCUUGUUGGGCGAGGAGGAGGGAAAGUGGUUGUGGAGAGUGAGUAUGAGACUAGGCCGGGCGAUAGUGAAGGCAAGAAGCGGAAAUUUGAGAUCGAUGAGGAGGAGCUCAUGCGGAUCGCGAACGAGGAGCGGAGCCGGGCGAAACUAGCGCUAACUGAAGAGAAGAAGGCGGCGAAGGGGCAUCUUCCGAGCUUCUGGGUGCCGAGCGAGACUCCGGACUCGAACUACAAAGUUGCAGAAACUGCGAAGCGGAACCCGACGUGUCCGUCAAGCGACCCGGAGAAACCACAUGCGCUAUCUCUCAAGGCUCUUACGGGUGUCAAUUUCACGGAAGAGAAAUCCACGGAAACGGGGAAACAAGUGCGGACAUGUCCGAGCUGUCGAAAAGCUCUUUCGAACGCAACCAAAGCCAUGGUUGCGAUACCCUGCGGACACGUCCUCUGCAAGCCUUGUGUAGAGAAAUUCAUGAAGCCAGAGCAUCGGCAUCACCGAGACGCACAUGAUAACGCUCCCGAACCGGACACAGUCCAUUGCUAUGUCUGCGACGUUAAUCUCACUAUAAUGCCUGGGAAGAAGGAGAAGGAAAGCAAGAAGCACAAAAAAGACAAGGAAAGGGGUCCAAAGCCCGGCCUCGUCGAGAUUCGAAGCGAAGGUACAGGAUUUGCGGGCGGAGGCAAGAAUAUGGUGAAGAAGGAGGGUGUGGCAUUCCAAGUUUGACAAGGCUUGAUCCGAAAUGUAUAUGUCUGUUUCUAAGGCCUUGCCCUAGUUGGCUCAAAC
Messenger RNA from Lindgomyces ingoldianus, 1390 nucleotides. RefSeq lists its product as uncharacterized. NCBI's taxonomy places the organism in Eukaryota, Fungi, Ascomycota, Dothideomycetes, Pleosporales, Lindgomycetaceae. The transcript is spliced from 2 exons. Gene Ontology annotation, molecular function: ubiquitin protein ligase activity. Gene Ontology annotation, cellular component: nucleus. The record is from RefSeq and is a predicted model, not a curated record. Bases 233 to 1330 code for a protein of 365 amino acids.